ACUUUAUUGUAAGGAAUACGAAUGUGUCGAGAUCGAUUAUAGCGAAUCUUCUUUUUCUUCUUCUUGUAUUUAUGUGGCCCGGAUUCCGAAAAGAUCGGAUAAACUUGGCCAGUCGCUUCCAAGAUCCCUUCAACCUUCCACAGGGCUCCUCAGAGAAGGAAGGGAGAAAACUGAAACAAGCGAAAUGGAGCUCCCUCCGAAUCUGAAAAAAUAACUACCUUUGCGGAUCCAGCAUUCAGGGCGAGAAUAAGAGUCUGCAAAAUUGCCCACGCCUCCGCUGUGAACACUGAAGUGCUGAAUGGUAGAACCAGAGGCACGAAGAGUUUUCCGUCAGAUUGUACUUGCCGUUCAUUAUCUGCAUCAACAAAGAGUAGUUCAUCGAGAUUUUAAGGCUGAAAAUUUGUUACUUGAUGCAGACAAUAAUAUAAAAAUUGCUGAUUUUGGCUUUAGUAAUGAAUAUACACCUGGUGUUCCACUUAGUACAUGGUGUGGUUCACCACCAUAUGCUGCACCUGAAAUUUUUGAAGGAAAACAUUAUGAUGGUCCAAGAGCUGAUGUCUGGCUUAAAAUUGGUGAGGGUCGGUUCCUUUGUUAGUAGCACCAGAGAGGCCCGAAUUGCUCGUAGAACGGCUCAAAUUGCUCAAAAUGAAUUCCAUGAGGAAGCUGAAGGAUUAUUGUAUGUCCCUGGAAUAACAGAUUAGCCUCCGAGCACUGAUCUUCACGUUGAGUCGCGGG
This is a messenger RNA of Acromyrmex echinatior (Panamanian leafcutter ant), 735 nucleotides long. Its product is annotated as serine/threonine-protein kinase SIK3. The record is from RefSeq and is a predicted model, not a curated record. Gene Ontology annotation, molecular function: ATP binding; tau-protein kinase activity. Gene Ontology annotation, biological process: intracellular signal transduction; protein phosphorylation; microtubule cytoskeleton organization. Lineage: Eukaryota; Metazoa; Arthropoda; Insecta; Hymenoptera; Formicidae. Gene Ontology annotation, cellular component: cytoplasm.